Messenger RNA from Megachile rotundata (alfalfa leafcutting bee), 1467 nucleotides. RefSeq names its product mortality factor 4-like (gene MRG15). The record is from RefSeq and is a predicted model, not a curated record. Gene Ontology annotation, cellular component: NuA4 histone acetyltransferase complex; nucleus. Lineage: Eukaryota; Metazoa; Arthropoda; Insecta; Hymenoptera; Megachilidae. Gene Ontology annotation, biological process: chromatin organization; regulation of DNA-templated transcription.
GCAACCAACAUAUAAAAUAAGUACAAAGACGCCACUUUCAAAGUGUACUUUAAAUUGAUCGCUGGCAAUCAAUUGUUUUAUAUUGGCGCGAAUUAUCAAGCGAUUUAUCAAAUUUGUCCGAUUUUUUAAACUGACGUUUUUAAGAAAAACAGCCAAAAUAAGCAAUCCAAAGGAUACGAGUAUGCCACCCAAGUGUAAAUUUCAAGAAGGGGAGAAGGUCCUCUGUUUUCAUGGGCCAUUAAUUUAUGAAGCAAAAUGUCUAAAGUCCUCCAUUACUAAGGAAAAACAGAUCAAAUAUUUCAUUCAUUAUGCUGGUUGGAAUAAAAAUUGGGACGAGUGGGUUCCGGAAAGUAGAGUUCUUAAAUACAAUGAAGCAAAUGUGCAAAGACAAAGAGAGGUUCAAAGAGCACAUUCUAAUCAGCAAUCUGCGCAAAAGGCCAAAAAGGGCAGCACCUCCUCUAAAACUCAAGGACGUAGAAGUGAAGGUGUACGUGAAAAAGACACAGAUAGUAGAGCAAGCACUCCUGUUGCGACAGUUGAUAAAGGUGUUAGUCGGUUUAGCAAAGGUACAAGUAGUAGCGUAACUCCAUCAUCAUCUCAUGAUACUUCGUUAGAAGCUCCGCGUAAGAAGCGCAGCCGUUUAGAGCCAUCGGGUGAAACAGAAGAAUAUCUCACCAAAGUAGAGGUUAAAAUUAAAAUCCCAGAGGAAUUAAAAUUUGUACUUAUAGAUGAAUCAGAAGUUAUACUGAAACAUCAUAAAUUACCUGCUUUACCUGUAAAGAAUACGGUUGACAAAAUUUUAGAUGAUUAUGUUGAAUCAAAAUCGUUAGGAAAAAAUGACUCUGUCAGAGAAAGUACACUAGAAAUAACUAAAGGAAUUCGUGAAUAUUUUAAUAUAUCCCUAGGCUUGCAAUUAUUAUAUAAAUGGGAGCGGCCACAAUUCAUACAGAUUAUGAAUGAUAAUCCUGAAACACUGCCUAGCCAAUUAUAUGGUGCAUUUCACUUAUUAAGGCUAUUUGUAAGACUUGGUGGAAUGUUGUCAUACACCACACUGGACGAAAGAAGUAUACAGUUGCUGCUAUCACAUUUUCACGAUUUCUUGCAGUAUUUGCAAAAAAAUAAUACCGAAUUAUUCAAUUUGCAGCAAGACUAUGCGGAUUCACCACCCGAUUAUCAUAGGAAAUAUGCCUAAUUUAGUAUAAAUAAAUUUAUAUAUUUAAUUACACGAAGCAAUACUGUAACUUCUGAUUACUUUAUACGGCAGCUGCAAUAUUUGUUCGAAAAAUAUCUAUACUAAAUACUGUUGUAAUUACUUUCUAUACAAAAUAGGUUAUUGUAAAAAGGAACAAAUUUUACAUAUUGUUAAAUAUUGCCCAAAACAAUUCUAAAAUGUGAACUUGAUUUUCAGUUGACGAAAUGUACAGAAAAGAUAUAAUACGUUUAAUGAUACAUGUUUUAAUUUAAAUU